AGCUUAGACCCGAGUUAUUUUCGCAGCGUUGUUCGGGUCGGGUACCGUGGUUAAGGGACUGGUUUCGUUGCUAGAUGUUUGGUUUCUGGAAAAGCUCAAUUCGAAGUCUCUGCAACCAUAGAUCGACCAACCCUUUUGCAGCUCCCAAAGCAAAAGAGGAUGGAGAAUAUGCUGUAUGCUGAGGAGCUUGUGAGGGAGUUCCUAGUUUUUAGAGGAUUUACCAACACUUUGCAAGCUUAUGAUUCUGAACUAUCGACUGAUAUCGGUAAAGGGUUUCAAGUGGAUAGGAUUCUGGAUUUAAUAUUUUCAGUUUAUGUUCCUACUUUUCAAGCCGAGAAAUUGGUUGGUCUGUUAAGUUUUUUCAAGAACUGUCUCUCUUCAUCUACUGAUAGAGUGUAUAUUGAUACUCUGAGUAAGUUGGAGGUCUCUAUUUUACGCUAUUACAUUGUUUACGCUGUACAAUCGGGAAGGAAGGAUAAAGUUGUGGAGUUUUAUGGCAUGAAUGGAAAUGACUUGCUCCAAAGGGGGCAGGAUUGGACUCCCUGGUUUGCUAUUCCAUAUAUAAAGAAUCCAAGCUUGGAUCCUGAGUUUCGCACCUAUUUCUCUAGAGAGUGGUUUGAAGCCUUGCAUCUUUCUGUGAGGAACUUCUUUAGUGUGAUCUUCAAUGGUACUCACAUCCCUGCCUUAUUGAAAAUCAGUUCAGAGAAGAAUACUGUUAACCGUCUAAAGAAAGACAUCAAGCAACUUAAUCUUAAGUUGUCAGAACUUCAGGCUUUAUUAGAGGAAAAGGAGGCUCAGCUAAGCCAUCGAAGGAGUAAUGUUUCGCCGUUUACUGAUGCAAACUCCGAUGUAGCCAAAAGCUCAUCAAGUUUUGUGCAUGAGGAAAAUGUUCUUUUGUCGAAAGACACUUUAGAAGCCUAUUUUCCCGCCACUCCACAAAUUGAUGAAGCAGACUUACAUCAAGAGGUGGUUGCUGCUGCACCAGUAGGAAAUCAACACGAGGUUUCCCCUUCAAAAUCUGGCUACAACCUAAGCUCUUCAUCAAAUUUUCAUGCAAGGGAUAGUGGGACUAGUGAUAGCAAUCCAUUGUUAGAUGGUUCCCAUGUUGAAAAGGGUGGGGAUAGCCAUGGAGAAGAAUUACCAGAAGUGAAAGUUGAUUUUCAGGAGACAUUUUUGGGUCACACUAGUCCUAUUAGUCGCUGCCGCUUUUCUGCUUCUGGGAACAACAUAGCCAGUGCUUCUACGGAUGGGACAGUCAGGAUUUGGACUUAUGACUCAUCUACCCCAGCAUCAAGAAAUGCAACAAUUUAUUGCGGAGCAGAGAUUAUGUCACUUGACUGGGAAUGUAAAUCUGACCGAUUGCUUCUCAUAGGCACUGCUGAUGGAGGCAUUAAAGCAUGGAAUGUUGAUGCAAAGAGAGUUGUUUGUGACCUCAAGACAACUGAAGCAUUUCCAAGUGUCUUGGAUAUAAAGUGUAGUCCUGUAGAACCAAUUUUUGUUUCUGCAGCAGCAUCAAGAGGAUACGGUUCAAGCUAUGUAGAUAAUUUGGGUUUUGCUUCGUUAACUGUAUGGAACAUGAAGACAUGGAAGGCUAUGACAGUUCUUCCUCUUGGUAAAGAUCCACCUGCCAUUACAUCCCUAAGUUUCAAUCACAACGGGAAGAUUUUAGCAGCUGCAGCAACUGACGGAAUGAUUCACAUGUUUGACAUGUCUGCGGGUCUUCAAAUUACUGGGUGGCCUGCACAUGAUUCUGCCAUAAGCUCUAUUCUCUUUGGACCCGAUGAAACCAGCAUUUUCAGUUUGGGAGCGGAAGGAAAGAUUUUAGAAUGGAGCUUGCACAAUCAAGGUCAAGUCCUUUGGUCAAAAAAUUGUAGCAGGUUCUGUGAUCCUGAGAUCUCAAAACAGUGUAGACAUGAAAUGGCAUUAGAUGCUAAUGGGAGAAGACUAUUGACAACAUCUGGUUUAGUAAGAGCGCCCAUUUAUCAGGUUCGAGAUUACACAAAUGGGUUAAGAACUCUUGCCCACACUUCUGCUAUAACCACAGUAGAUUGGCACCCGACCUUGCCCAUUUUCUUGACUGGAUCAGCCGAUAACUCUGUACGGGUAACAUCUAUUCUUUGAGGCUAGUCAAUUUCAUACAUCGAUCUUUAUAUCGAAGAGGUAAGAUGUGGUAGAUUUGAGGUUGUGGUGCAGCACAAAUUUUAGCUUUUGGCAUGCAUGUGUUUUGGGUUUUAUUGUAUUUGAUCUAAUAUAAUAGUAUUAUAUGAUAUGAAACGGUUUGGGGUGGGUGGGUUGAUUGGUUUUUGUAAACCACUAGAGUGGGACUUUAUUUGAAAUUAACAAUAUAUGAAAAAGUUUCUUGUAAAUAAACAUAACAAAUGCAUCUGACCCUUGGUUAAGGACUGUUAA
Messenger RNA from Cannabis sativa, 2409 nucleotides. RefSeq lists its product as uncharacterized. The record is from RefSeq and is a predicted model, not a curated record. Gene Ontology annotation, molecular function: protein binding. Bases 160 to 2121 code for a protein of 653 amino acids. NCBI's taxonomy places the organism in Eukaryota, Viridiplantae, Streptophyta, Magnoliopsida, Rosales, Cannabaceae. The transcript has 16 exons.